UGCACACCCCCUAACGGGAUGUGCCCACAAUCAAGGUACAUACCCUUGACCGGAAUCGAACCUGGGACCCUUGAGUCCGCAGUCUGACGCUCUAUCCACUGACCCAAACCGGUUAGGGCAAUAAAACCUCUUUUUAUGAGUUCUUAAAAUGACUGAAAUUGUUUACUUGUAGAAUUAGCACUGUAAAAGUCAGUUUAGUUUACUAAAAGAUUAUUUUUGUGCUGCUCCUGGGAAGUUCAGUUUGAGGUAUGGGAUAUACUUUUUCUUGUAUAUAUUUAUAUCUACAGUAUUAUGAAAGAAAAUCUCAUUGACCUGCUGGCUUUAUACCUUACAUAGUCCAGUAGAGGGCAGCCCAGAUGGCAGAAAUAAGCAAUUUGGUUUUACAUCUUUGCCAGAUGAUAAUGGAGGAGAAAACUCUUUCUAGCAAAUAUCUAGCCAAGAGAGCAUGUAUGUUGACACACUGGAAGGCUGCUUUAGAGAAUAUGCAAGGUUUAGAUUUAAUUGUCUUAUUGUGAAAAAAAAACUUUAGACAAAUGAAUUAUACACCUACUUUAGUCCUAACAUUUGAUGAUUCUGGAGUCCCAAUGUUUAUAGCUAUGAUGGUCUUCUGUCUCUUUUACAGUAUCAAAAGCACUCAAGUAAAUGUGACAACAUCUUUGAGUUUUUAUAAUGUAUUUUUCAACUUGAAAAUGCUCAAAGAAAAACUGAACAAAAGCCUUAGUUUUACAUGUAUUUCAUGCCAUGACUAAAAGUACCUUUUUUUCUAAUGCCAUUAGACUGGUAAUUGCUUGAGGUGAGAUUUAACUUUUUAAAAAUUCUGUAUUAUAUUUGUAAUGCAGCAUUAAAAAAGCAUUCCAAUAAAUUGAAUGGAAUGUCCAAACAGAAUCUAAAGUAUGUACAAGAAUUCUCUUAAGUGUUUGUUUUCAAAAGUAAUGUACUUUAUGAUUAAUGAUCUGCCAUACACUAGCAUUAGGGGGUGCUAAGGAAGAAUUCCAUUUAUAGUGAUGAAAUUGCUGUUCAGUUCUCAUUUUCUGUCCAAGAAUAAAUUCUUAAGUCCCCUUAUGCCAGUGUUCCGGUGUAAUAAAUGAAUACAGCUAGUAGUUAGCACUGGAAUAGUACAGGUUGAAUUGUGCAAAUUUAUCUUGUAAGAUUAGGUAAGAAAUUUAUAUAUAUGUUAGAAGCUGGAAAGUGUACUAUCAUUUUCAAGUCAAAUAGGUUGGAUGUGGAUCUGUUCUGUAGCUUCCUCCAUUAAUAGUUACUGAAGGAUGUGAAUGUAUAUACGUACAUAUGUAUUUAACAAAUAGCAAAAAUGUGUUUAACUUAAUAUUUGCCACUAAGGUUUUAAGUGAUGGGAUAUUUACUACAUUAAUCAAAGCUAUUUGAGUUUGAGUUUGUGACAUCAAUUUAAUUAUUCCUUUUUAAUCUAAAGAACUUAUUAAUUAAUUAAAUCUAAGGGUAGCUAAAUAUGUAUAUACCUUGUGGGUUUUUUUUCAUAAUAACCUUGAAGAUAUAGUACAGGGUUUUACACUAUUACAAACCAUAUUUACACUAUUAUCUCUUUUACACUAUUAUCUCUUAAUCCUUAGCCAAAUAAUUAAUUAUUCUGUGCUAACUUUGCAACACUUACUUGUAAGCCUGGAUCCCCUAAAUUGCUGGGUGAUGGGCACCUUAUACACAAUUCACAAAUUUUUUUGCAGAUGUCUGGUUUAAACUGUUAACUGUAAUUAAAUUUGGCGGGGGGAGAGGGUUAUAUUUUGUUUUUUAUGUUCAUGAGAAAAUCAUUGUCAGUAAUGUCAUGCUUUAUCUUACUGUGCAACAGAGGGCAUGUAAUUAUUAGAAUAUUAUGCUUCCAUCUUAGAAGAUAUCUACACCAAGAACUUCAUAAUGCUUACUGGUUGAACCAGGAGGUCUCAGUUUGAUUCCUGAUAAGGGCACAUGCCCGGAUUGCAGGCUCCAUCCCCAGUGUGGUGCGUGCAGGGAGUUAGCCGAUCAAUAAUUCUCUCUCAUCAUUGCUAUUUCACUCCCUCUCCCUCUGUGAAAUCAAUAAAAAUAUAUUUUUUUAAAGAAAGAUUGGAUACUUCCUGGAAUCUGAAUUUCUAGAAGUUUUAACCCUGAAGGAACCUUAAAUAUCUGCUCUAAGCACGUUAAAAAACUGAAAAGUGCAGACUAUGCCUUCAAUUAUAUAGCAGUUUAGUUGUGUAUAACUCAAAGUGGGAAAUGCAUUGUUCAAGGGAAGGGGUAUGACAGUCACCUUUCAUACAGCUUCAUUUUUCAAGAAUUAUACUGGAUAAGCUUCUGGCAACAAGUAAGUCAGCUACAAACCACAUAAUGGGAGGAAACGUAUUCAGAAAGCAGUACAGCACGUUUAGUACAAGUACUAUUUCUCUACAUCAGUAUUCAACCCACACUGGAUUACUCACUAUUCUCUGAAUGUGCUUGUUUUUUCUGUUUCUUAACCCAUUGUAUGCCAUAAGCAUCUGUAGACGCAAGCCACUCGCGUCUAUAAAAAAAUGUUUUCCCUAAGUGGCAGCCCUGACCAACUUUAAAAUCCUUUUUCAUGAGAAUUUUCAGCUGAAACUAUUAAAGAACACCCAAAUUGUGAGCAAUAUAUUUUUAUAAUCAUUGCAAAUUGAUUUUUUAAAUUAAGAAUAUCAUGGCAUGUCAGUCAAGGGGGAGAUGCUCUGUCUUGUAAGAACAGUUACAGUGAACUACCACUAUUAAAGCACUGCUGCAUACUACCUUAUAAAUAUUGUGUCCAAUACCCUUUCAUGACUGUAAUGUCCCUAAAAAUAGGAUUUUGGGGUUUUUAUUUGGUACCCACACACAUAAUACUUAGUGCUUUGCCUUACACAUACCUAAUCAGUAAUUCAUUAUAUAUUAAGUGAAUGAAAUUAAGUGUGGCUUUCAAAGUAUAAUUUAACUUUGAAAAACAAUAAUAAAAGAAAUUUGUCUAGAGUAGUCCCCACCUUACCCCUGACCUCCAGUAGAUUCCUAAAACCUUGGAUAGAACUGAACCCUAUAGGUAUUGUUUUUUCCUAUAUAUACAUACUUACAAUAAAGUUUCCCAUACAUAGAUAUACCCAUACAUAUAAGUUAGAUACAGUAAGAUUUAACAAUAAUAAAAUAGAACAAUUAUAACAAUAUGAUGUAAUAUGUGAAUGGUAUCUCAAAAUACAGUUCUCACCCUUCUUGUGAUGAUGUGAGAUGAUACAAUGUCUGCAUGAUGAAAUGGCCUCCCAUAUCAGCAAAAGCUGAAGACCUAGCAAGGUCUUCUGUGAUGAGUCCCCACUUGCAAACCCUGCCAUGCAUAUCCAUGUUCAUCUGUGUUAUUCAAAAACUAAGCUUGCUCCCAUUCUAGGGCUUUUGCACUUCUGUUUCCUCUACUUGGAAACUUCCCUCAGAAAACUAUGUCUCACAUCUUUCAGUCCCUGAUCCAAUAUCAUCAUCAAGAGUGUUCCCCUCCCCACCCCGUCAGUGCCACUAAAUACGUCCUUCCGCUUCCUUCUCUCCACCAUGGAGGUGCGCGCAUUCGCUUCUCCUUCACCAUGUCUUCCCACACGACUUUCAGGAUCAAGAGGUUCCUGGCCAAGAAACAAAAGCAGAAUCGUCCCAUUCCUCAAUGGAUUCGGAUGAAAACUGGUAAUAAAAUCAAGUACAACUCGAAGAGACAUUGGAGAAGAACCAAACUGGGCCUAUGAGAAAUCACACAUGAGAGAUGACUCACAUAUUUGUGCUGUAUCCAGGUUGCCUACACCCUUAAAUGAUUGAAAAGAUGCUACUGUCUGGACAGUUGGGGCAUUUUAAUUGGAAGAUUAAUGAACUUG
Myotis myotis is the source of this 3824-nucleotide messenger RNA. Its product is annotated as 60S ribosomal protein L39-like. Gene Ontology annotation, biological process: translation. Gene Ontology annotation, cellular component: ribosome; cytosolic large ribosomal subunit. Gene Ontology annotation, molecular function: structural constituent of ribosome. The transcript has a single exon. NCBI's taxonomy places the organism in Eukaryota, Metazoa, Chordata, Mammalia, Chiroptera, Vespertilionidae. The record is from RefSeq and is a predicted model, not a curated record. The coding region runs from base 3408 to 3698 and encodes 96 amino acids.